AUGAUAUGGGUAGAACAAUUCUCAAAUCCCACAAUAGCUUCUUCAGCAGGAGUCUUUAAUUUAAUCGAUCCAUCCUUAGAUACAAAGAAAAAAAUAAUUGCUCAUACACGGAAACAAGUAAUUAAUCCAACUACUCCUGAAGAUACUCAUUCUAAUUUUAAUACUCAUGAUCCUCAACAAAAUAUGAAUUUUCCUACUACAUAUGAGGAACUUAUGGCUGUACACCGAGAAAAACUUUUGGAUUUAAAUCUUACUCUUUGUUGA
This is a messenger RNA of Entrophospora sp. SA101, 264 nucleotides long. NCBI's taxonomy places the organism in Eukaryota, Fungi, Glomeromycota, Glomeromycetes, Entrophosporales, Entrophosporaceae. The record is from the annotation of a GenBank genome assembly.